Hyaloscypha bicolor E is the source of this 2404-nucleotide messenger RNA. RefSeq names its product HET-domain-containing protein. The transcript has 2 exons. Bases 118 to 2358 code for a protein of 746 amino acids. The record is from RefSeq and is a predicted model, not a curated record. NCBI's taxonomy places the organism in Eukaryota, Fungi, Ascomycota, Leotiomycetes, Helotiales, Hyaloscyphaceae.
UGAACCCUUUGUAUUCAAUCAGACCGUCGCCGGGCACGAUUAGACUGACAGCCAUUAGCGCAGCGCUAAACAUUUAAUUUACUGUAGUGCUAAGCCGACUUCUUCUCGUCCUGCAAUAUGCCACUCUGUUCGUCAUGCCAGCACUUUGCUAUCUACAGUUUUACCACUGAUCCAGAUGGUAUUCGCGCAUACAGACUGGAAGCAGUAGAGAACGGGGCAGGAGAAGGAUGUGAUUUCUGUGUCUUGUUGCUCACAAAUCUGAAGGAUGACAUAGCUUGUCUUCCAUGGGAACCAGCCGACUGCUGGGUACGUAUAGCGCUUAUUAGGGAUUCCGAGAAUGUGCCAAUACUUGGGAUGGGACUUCGAUAUAAUAGGCUUCUUGUUGGGCUUGUCAGACGUGCAUUGCCUAGACCGCGUGCUCUUGAUAUUGAAGACGGGGGGAAAAAGCAUGAGUUUGCCGUCGCGGCAGACCAAGGUAGUCCCGCAGCCCAGAGCCUGGACGUGAUCGGGCGGUACCUGGGUGAAGACCCGACUUCGGACUUGCACAUGUCAUCAAUUUUGGAAUGGCUCGAUGAAUGUUCCACACAUGCAGCUUGUACUCAGACUAAUUCUGGCACGGUGCGGCUUGAUGCGAGAGACGCACCGCUCCCGACUCGAUGCAUUGAUGUUCUAGCACAAAAUCCGGUUCUCCGUGAGACUGAUGGAAGUCGAGGUACCUAUAUAACACUCAGCCACCGCUGGAAUGAAGCAACAGAGAAGUGCAAAACAACGAUGAGUAAUCUUGAAGAGAGAAAUAGUACAUUGGAACUAGCUACACUUUCGAAAACUUUUCAACACGCAAUAUUAAUUACACAAAGGCUCGGAAUCCAAUUUCUGUGGAUCGACUCGAUAUGUAUCAUCCAAGAUGGCGAUAAGGGGAGGGACUGGAAAAAGGAAGCCAUGAAAAUGGGACAAUAUUAUCAGCAUUCUAUCCUAACUAUAGCAGUCACAGCUUCUUCGCCACAGUAUGGCUUCCUAUCAUCUCGGCCACAGAAAUCCUUUACAUCCUUGGCCCGAUUGCCAUAUCGAGACAUUAGCGGGCUCCAAAGAGGUCAUUUUUACAUUUACAAACGCGAAAGCCACAUCGAUGAUCAGUACGUAUCCGGAGUCUGGAAUAGCGAACUUCUUAAACGAGGCUGGGUCUUCCAGGAAUGGAUUCUAAGCCGAAGGAUUGUCUACUUUACGCCAUCACAGAUAUUUUUUGAAUGUCAGACGAGGGGACCAAGGAGUGAGUCUAAAGAGGCGAUCGGGUUUCGCCAAUUCCCUCUUAAUCUAAACAAGAGCUUCGGUACCAAGACAGCUUUUUCAUUUCCCACGUUGUCUAUAGAGCGAAUUUGGUACCAACUCAUUGAAGUCUACUCACGCCUGGAUUUCACAGUGGCUGAUAAAGACCGUAUCAUCGCUCUCUAUGGUAUUGCAGGUGACGUCCGAGAGAUGUUCAUUUCAAAUGACCGCCAGUUAAGGGAGCCAAAGCUUCUCGAGUACGUUUCAGGAUUGUGGCUUCGAGAUAUUCAUUACGGACUACUCUGGCAGCAGAAAUCCGCGUCUCGAGAGUGUGUGAGAGUACAAGGGCUACCGUCAUGGUCGUGGGCAUCUCUGCUACAUGAGGUGAAAUGGCCACAAAGAAGUCGCAAAACUCGAAAUGCAUUCACGGUUGUUAGCCUCAUCUCUGCAGAUGGUGUCGUUUACCCUCUUGAAGCUGUGGAGGAACCUUCGUCCUCAUCAGCGCAUCUACUACAACCUGAAGUGGCAGACACACCUCCAGAUGUGGACCGAUAUAAUGUGGACAAUACGUUCACUUCACUCCACAUCAGAGCAAGAUCCCAAGAAGUGCUCGUAAGGGGAACUUUUCAAACGAAGGAGGAUGUUAGAAUGGCGGCAUGGGCAACAGGAGUCAAAAUUGACAACAGCGAUGUAGUAACUUGGGCUGCAUCAUCACGAGUUGAGGACAUGGAUCCUGCUGCUCUUGAAGCAGCGAUAGGACUUAAUUUUGAAUCGAGACCAUGGAAAGCUAUAUGUUCCAUACGGUCACCAGAAAUCAUAGGUGGCUGGGGUUCGUUUGAGCAAUCUGACUUCUCGGGUGAUUUGAAUACUCCCGCUGGCACGCUGGUUCAUGCACUCCAUGUCUCUACUGAAAAAGGAGUACCAGGAGGUUUAAGUUUUGGGCGCUUGAGCCUUAGCCAUGAAGUCUACAAUGUCCUCUUUGUUGAAUCCGCGGGUGUUGACCAGUACCGGCGCGUAGGAGUGGGGAAGUUGUUUGAGGAGGAUAUUAUGAGAGCGCUUUUGGGAGCCGAACUUCAGGAUAUUAAGCUUAUUUAACUUGUUUAAUUGAUUAGCUCAGCUGGUUCGUCAACCACCUCAUGCU